Molecule: messenger RNA, 486 nt
Organism: Exserohilum turcica Et28A
Lineage: Eukaryota; Fungi; Ascomycota; Dothideomycetes; Pleosporales; Pleosporaceae
Exons: 2
Coding region: 1-486 (161 amino acids)
Cellular component (GO): RNA polymerase II transcription regulator complex
Molecular function (GO): DNA-binding transcription activator activity, RNA polymerase II-specific; transcription cis-regulatory region binding
Source: RefSeq, a predicted model, not a curated record
AUGCAAUUCGGCUCAUAUCCCAUGCCCAUGACGCCUUCGGAUUUUGGAUCCGACCACGACAGCCCGUACUGCAGUCCGCGGCCCUUGCAACAUGUCGAGCCCAGCUUUGCAGCCGUCCACACCCCGGCGCCUGCCGAGCGAACACACACCACCUCUGGCCGCCGACGAGCUCAAAAUCGCGCUGCCCAGCGUGCGUUCCGCGAGCGCAAGGAAAAGCACGCCCGAGAUCUCGAGGCCCAGCUUGCGGUGCUGAGUGAAAAGUACACCAAACUCGAGGUUUCGCACUCUGAGCUCAACGCUGCCUACGAAAAGCUCCGAAAAACCAUUGAGCUGCUCACCCAGGACGACGACGCCGAGGGAGAAGAUGACGAGGGCACUUCAACACGCCGACGAACCAGCAACUCGGAUACGCUACGCAAGCUGCUGGAAAUACUACACGGAGAGUUCAAGGGCGCCACACCAGUCAAGACGGAGAGCUCAUCAUGA